Molecule: messenger RNA, 1545 nt
Organism: Hippopotamus amphibius kiboko
Lineage: Eukaryota; Metazoa; Chordata; Mammalia; Artiodactyla; Hippopotamidae
Gene: SUMO3
Product: small ubiquitin like modifier 3
Exons: 4
Coding region: 100-591 (163 amino acids)
Biological process (GO): protein sumoylation
Cellular component (GO): nucleus
Molecular function (GO): protein tag activity; ubiquitin-like protein ligase binding
Source: RefSeq, a predicted model, not a curated record
CAACCCGCGCGCGGGAUUUGGGGGCGAAGCGCAGCCCCGCGAGCAGCGGCGGCGGGAGAGCGGCGGGCCGAGAGCGCGAGUCGCCCGCCGCGCGCAGCCAUGUCCGAGGAGAAGCCCAAGGAGGGAGUGAAGACGGAGAACGACCACAUCAGCCUGAAGGUGGCCGGGCAGGACGGCUCCGUCGUCCAGUUCAAGAUCAAGAGGCACACGCCGCUCAGCAAGCUGAUGAGGGCCUACUGCGAGCGCCAGGGCUUGUCAAUGAGACAGAUUCGAUUCAGGUUUGAUGGACAACCAAUUAAUGAAACAGACACCCCAGCACAGCUGGAGAUGGAGGACGAAGACACCAUCGACGUGUUCCGGCAGCAGACGGGGGGCUCCCGGGGGGCCAGCUGCCUCCCAGGGCGCGGCCCCUGGAGCCCCUGUGCCCUCGUGCCGCCGGGCUUGUGUUUGCUGUUGAGCAGUGAAGGCGUGAUCAUGCCCGCACCCGGGAGGCUGAGACACGGAGGACAUUCCCCGGAAGGACGUUGCUCUCUGACGUGCUUCAGUGCGGCCGCGGGGAUGUCCGCAGCUGCCCUCGGCCCGUCGACCUGAUACCUUUGUUUGGGUAGAACCUGUGGCGAGGGGUUUUGGUUCUGUUUUUACUUGCAUUUGUGUUUUUUCUCCCUCCUGUGACAUUUCCCCCCAGCGUGUGGCCCCGGGGCCCACUUUCUGUCUAGACGGGGCUCCUACCCCAGGUGUUGACACCCCCUGAGGCUACUCAUGUGGAGAACUCCCCUCGCUGCUCUGGGGGUGCUUCUGUGGGGCGAGUUUUGGGGACACAGUCGGGAUGGGAGACAAAUUUUCACUCCCUGUUUCUCGUGGGCACAGACUUUUUUAAUGCUAACUCUUAUAAAUGUAAGCUUUGUCCGAACGUAGUAAAGUUGAGUGGAAAGCACUGGAGCGACUGUUGAAAGUUAAGAAGUUCUUGAGGACCGCGGCCCCGGCGGGGUGUGGAGCCCGGGCGGCGAGGCUGCUGAGGGGCGGUGAAGCUGGCUUCCCCCGGCCCCUCCUAGAGAAGCAGGGGACCCCCACACACUCGCCCGCAGCAGCGCCGGGGCCUCGGAGUGCUCCCCGCCGGCGCCGCCCUUGCACGAGCACGGGCUGCGGGUGAGAAAGGAAGAGCGGGCGCUGCUGAGCGUGCAGCCGUGGCUCGUGUGAGAGGGCCGCUGCGGGGCGGGUGACGGGCGGAGGCGGCUGCGCUCUGCGACCCGGGGAGGUAAGCGGGGGCCGCGUGGCGCGUGACCUCCGUCCCGCGAGGCACUGGGCGCCUGUCCCGGGAAAGCCGCCCCCGGACGGCCCCGCGCUGCCUGCGGUCCCGCUCAACAUGUCUGCGUUUGCUUUGUGUUUUGCUCUUCGCGCACGGGUGGGGUGUCUGCUGCUCUGUUGUGUUUACUCCCCACGUUGGACGUUCCUUGUCGUCCUUUCCUACUGCCGACAGUAAAUACAGUUUGCUAUUCUGCCUCGCAGCUUGUCCUCAGUACUGCAUGCGGAGCUUGGGCAUCGUGG